Messenger RNA from Triplophysa dalaica, 5833 nucleotides. RefSeq names its product janus kinase and microtubule interacting protein 2 (gene jakmip2). Gene Ontology annotation, molecular function: microtubule binding; kinase binding. Bases 225 to 2690 code for a protein of 821 amino acids. The record is from RefSeq and is a predicted model, not a curated record. Lineage: Eukaryota; Metazoa; Chordata; Actinopteri; Cypriniformes; Nemacheilidae. The transcript has 22 exons.
GGGCGGGGUCACGCAGCAUCAUCGAAGCCUGUCGUGUCAUUGUACGGUUGCUGAUGCUGAGGGGAAAAUGUAGAGCCAUGAUUGAGGGUUUUAGGUUCUCAGGACGCGGCGCAUCGUUGAGCGUGGUUUUCUAGGUAUUCUGACUGUAAGGAUAAUGAAGAAAAGGAGGAACUGGACACAUGAUGGAUGAGUAAGAGUGUUUGAGGAGCACUGCAUCCGACUCGAUGGCAAAGAAAGGUCGAGUCAAGGGCGAGAAGCCUGAAGCCCUCAUCUCUGCCCUCCAGGCGGCCAAUGAGGAGCUCAGGUCCAAACUCACAGAUAUUCAAAUUGAACUACAUCAAGAAAAAUGCAAGGUGACCAAGCUGGAGCGAGAGAAGGUGCAGGAGGGCAAGCGCAUCCGCGAGCAGGAGCAGCACCGCCACACGGUGGCUCUGACGGAGCAGCGAGCACGCUGGCACGAAGAGAAGCUGAAGGAGCUCGCUGGGCUACGAGAGUCGCUAACACGACAACAUGAACAGGAGCUAGCGCGUACCUCCAAAAUCAAAGAGGGCGAGAUCCAGCGGCUUCGGACUGCUCUCAGCGCGCUGCGCGACGGCAGCGGAGAGAAAAUACGUACGGCUCUGACGCUGGAGGCCCGAGAGGAGGCCCGGCGCUUCUUCGACAUCGAGCGAGUAAAACUGCUGCAGGAAAUAACCGAACUAAAGAGCACCAAACGACAGACGGAUGAGGCGCUUAACACCAUAAUCUUAGCUGACAAGAUGAAGGCCGGUGACUUGCGUUCUGAGCAUCAUGCGCACCAAGAGCAAAUCACCAAGAUUAAGUGGGACUGUGAGCGAGACGUUCGGCGAUUGGUGGAUGAGAUCAAGGCGAAGGACCGAACCAUCUUCUCACUGGAGAAGGAGCUUGAAACAGCGACAGGCUACGUUCAGAGAUUACAGCUGCAGAAAGAUGCUCUGGAUGAGCAGUUGUUUCUGGUCAAAGAGGCAGAAUGCAGCCUGGGAAGCCCAAAAAGAGAAAUCCCCGGACGAGCUGGAGAUGGAGCUGAGCAAUGUGGGAGUCCGGACAUGAGGAGAAACCAGAGACGCAUGUCUGACCUGAAAUCCACCAUCCGCAAGCUGGAAGACCGCAAUUCAAUUUUAGUGGAUGAAAGAAAUGAGCUGCUGAAGCGUGUCCGUGAAACAGAGAAACAGUGCAAACCACUGCUGGAAAAGAAUAAAAUAUUGAGCAGAAAAAAUGAUGACCUGAGCCAAUCUCUCCAGCGGCUGGAAGACAAAGUCAAGUCCUUAACCAAAGAGAACAAUGAAAUGAAAGACAAAAUCGGUUUUCAUCCACCACUGAAGAAGCUGAAAUCUCUGAAUGAUCUGGAUCAGGCCACUGAUGAUCAAGAGAUUGAGUUCCUGAAGCUCCAGGUCCUGGAACAACAGAGCAUGAUCGAUGAGCUGACCCGAGACAGAGAAAAGCUCUUGAGGAAGAAGAGGCAUAAACGCAACAGCAGACCUAUAAAGAGACACAUUGUUGUAGAUACUUUCUACGGGUACGAUGAAGAGUCGAUGGAUUCGGAAACCUCCUCUGUGGCCUCUCUGCGCGUGGAUCGAACUCCAGCAACACCAGAUGAAGAUUUAGAUGAGAGGCUGGCAGCUGAGGAGUCUGAGAUGCGCUUCAAGCAGUUGACUCGGGAGUAUCAGGCUCUUCAGAGAGCUUACGCCAUCCUGCAGGAGCAUAACGGAGGCGUACUGGAUGCUGAAGCGGAGGCCAAGGCCCAUGAGCAGCUCCAAGCAGAUGUUCAGAGGUAUAAAGCUAAGAUUGAAGACUUGGAAAAAGAGCUUGCCGUAAAAGGACAGGACUCCAAAUGGGUGGAGGAGAAGCAGUUGUUCCUCAGACGUAACCAGGAGCUUCUGGACAAGGUUGAAAAGUUGCAGAAUGUGAAUGGAAAAGUGCACCAGGAACUUCAGGACUCAAAAGAUCAAAAUGAACUGCUGGAGUUUCGCAUACUGGAGCUGGAGGAGCGAGAAAGGAGAUCUCCUCCGUUUACACUUCAGAUUCAUCCGUUCUCUGAGGGAGUGAGCGCUCUGCAGAUUUACUGUAUAAAGGAGGGAGUGAAGGACGUGUGUAUACCAGACCUCAUCAAACUGCUGGAUAUUCUGGGUGACAACGGGAACUUAAGGAACGAGGAGCAGGUGGCCAUUAUUCAAGCCAGUACUGUCCUGUCUCUCGCUGAGAAGUGGAUUCAGCAGAUUGAAGGCACUGAAGCAGCUCUACAUCAGAAGAUGAUGGAUCUGGAGCUGGAGAUGGAGAUGUUCCGUAAACAGAAGGGAUAUCUGGAGGAGGAGCUGGACUAUAGGAAACAGGCCCUGGAUCAGGCUUACAUGCAAAUCCAGGAGCUGGAGGCCACGCUGUAUAACGCUCUUCAGCAGGAGAAGGUGAUCAAGUACGGAGAUCCUCUGGAUGAGCUGCAGAAGGACGAGCUACGCACGGCCGUGGAGAAACUGCGCAGACAGAUGCUGAGGAAGAGCAGAGAAUACGACUGUCAGAUCCUACAGGAGAGGAUGGAGCUUCUACAUCAGGCACACCAGAGGAUCAGAGACCUGGAGGAUAAGACUGACAUUCAGAGGAGACAGAUAAAAGAUCUGGAGGAGAAGUUUUUAUUUCUCUUUUUAUUCUUCUCUCUUGCCUUUAUUCUUUGGCCUUGAUGUCUCUGACAUCUCCCGCUGCACAGGAUUGCUGUCGCAUGCACCUGCAGUUUUCCGGUUGUGGUGACUCAAGGCGGUUUUGUUUUACAUGUGUGUGGAAGCGGGAUGUUCAGAGGUCUGGAUUCUACUGGAAACACUGCACUGGAUUUGACUUCCGGAUUACAGAGACACACCGAUACAAGAGACCAAACAUCAAACUAGAGGAUUAUCUCUGCCAUGCAGGGAGCCGCUGAGUCUUCACUGCGACGACCACCAACCGCAAACCAUCUCGCUCUGUCCGUCUGUCUGACCCUCACACACUUUGAGAAAUGAAAACAGACACUCAGGGUUUAUAGGUGAGGUGACGGUCGGGACCCUCGCUGCCUGAACGCAGAAACAGACGAACGCUUCUGUCUUCAACAUACAGUACCAUCAGUAACACACGUUACAGUCAUUAACAAAACUUCAAUUUCACCCAAAAAUGAAACUUCUGUCAUCAUGUACUCAUGUCAAACCCGUAUGACUUUUCUUUCUUCAGCAGAAAAUAAACAAAGAGAUUUGAAAGAAUGUUGAACUGAACCAUGAAGUCAGUGGACUUCUUUGAAACAUCUUCUUUUGUGUUCUGCAGAAGAAAGAAAGCCACACAGGUUUGAAAUACAUGUUUGGGUGAUACCAUGAGACCCCCAUUCUCUAAAGCCACACCUCCUCCAAAACACAUGACCACGCUGAAGAUGACAGAAGAUUGUGUGAGAGAGCAGAGCAGAUCCAGAGUUUGACAGACAAAUAUCAAAUCCUAUCAUUAAAUCCACACCAACAUGUGAUGUUCUCAGAAGAUAUUUGUUUAUGUAAAGAAUUUAGACCCCGUCACUUAAUGAUUGUUAUCAGGAUGUGAACAACCUGCCUUUAACAAGCUUCAUUAACAAACAACAGCAUUUAUUCAUCUUAGUUUAUGUUCCUCUCAAUUCACGUACUGAAACCUUUUUCUCAUCAAAGUUUAUAACUGUGAAUGCACAGCGAAUCAACUCUUACACUUACAUUGACAUGAACAUGAACAAAGGUGAAUAAAUACUUGAUGAUUGAUCGCUGAUGUAUUGACAGAUCUCACCCUUACUGUAAAAACUUUCGACUGAACGACCUGUUUUUAAUGUUUUUAUGCUCAUUGGGUCUCAUUCUGAACAUUUUUGAAAAAAUUGUUCACAAAACCAUUCUGAUGAUGUAUGUCAUUUUCUGCAAGUAAAACCGUCCCAUUAUUGACCUCACGUGAUCAUCACAGGAAUACAACGGGGCUUUAGCGUCACAUGCCAGUAAGAAUGACUUUGUGAAUGAUUGUGACAGAAGGUUUCAUGAAUCAGGCUGAUGUGUAGCUGUGCUGUAUAUAGGGUAUAUAUAUAUAUAUAAUGUUUGUUGAUAUGUACAUGUGUGUCUCCUCUGAGGGUUUAACAUUUUUGAGGUGUAUUGUGGUGACGGCUGCAGAUAUUUCACCCUCUCUGUAUUUAUUCACAUAUCUCUGCUGUGUGCACUUCUUUUUUACUUGUUCACCUCUACGGCUGUAGAUAGCAGCAAGACUUUCACUCACUGGUUUCUACCGAACGAUCUUUCUAACUUUAACCGGCUUCGUCUCGGGCUUGUACAUAUGUUUUGGGGCAUUCUGUAUACCAGGUUUGGAUUCAUUUCAUUAAACUCUACACCUCUCCUCUGCAAAUCCUUCUUCUCUUUCUUUAUAGCCUUGGACAUUCAGAUCUCAACAGAGCCACAGUGACGAUAUGUUUGAAAUUCGCUCCAAGAUAAAACUUUGACUAUAAACUUCCGAUCUGGAGGGGUCCAUGGGCAUGCUACUCUCAUUCAUUGGCAGCUAUGAAAACUCUUUUUGAAAGAAAAUGUUCUCUGUAUUUAUCAUUCUGAAACAAAUUUUGGCUGCCACAUAUAAGCAGUCAAAUGAUGUCUUUUGUUGGCCUGUACAUAUGUUAGUGCGAAACGUUAGAAAUUUAAAGUUCACAGAAUGAGCAUUUGGCAGACAAUGCAUUACAUUUGUAUCUAUGGUACCAUUACAAUCUCUGCUUUCACACCAAGCUUCCCCAACAAUGCUACGUGAAUGUGGCCUUAAAAACUAAACCAUGUUAGGCCAACAGAAGAACAUUUCCUCAAACUUACACUUGGUUUCGUCAGGGAACAGUAUGGUGCGAUAAACAGAGUUCAACCAGAUAUAUAUUUAACAACUUAUCAAAAAUGCAACAUAGAUUUUAUGAUCAAGUUCUUUUGUCUUUGUUUCUUAAGACGAAAGCAGGGGUGUAGCCCGUCCCCAGAUGUAUGGACAAGACCAACCUAAUGGUGGGGGGAAAGAAGGGGGUAAACGUCAGCGUCAGUAUCUGUGAACGCAAACAUUGAAUGUGAACAGAUCUUAUAUACUCCAAGUGUCGAAUGGUGGUUGGCUAGAUCUGUAUGUAAUGAGUGACGCAGCAGAACUUGAGCUUCACUUAGCUGAUCUACUCCAGGGGCCUGUACCAUGAACAUUGCUGAACAAACUCUGGGUUACAGGAUUAGUUUUGGGUUGCCAAAACCAAACCAACGUGAUCAAGCUUGGUUGGUACCAUAAAGCAGCUCCAGGAGUUUCUUUGUCAACUCAAGCUUUGAUCCUGAAGCUAAGAUUAGUUUGUGCGCGCGUGCACAUGAAUGAGUGACGUCGGGAUCACUAAACCAAUCGCGUUCAACAUGGAUAGAGGGAGUUCCGUAGGUUUCUUAGGAAAUAAUUAUGCGCAAAUAUAAGUAACACAAAAAUGUGUUUCAGCCACGAAGUUAUACUGUUUCUGCUGUCUACGCAAGAUAGAACGGUUUCAGAAACACUGCUGAUUGAGUUAAUGCACAAGUUGAACGACUAUAUAUUACACACAUUUACUGUAGUAUACUGAAGUAAGGUAAAUAUUACAGUAAUGUAAUAUGAUGUGUGUUAUGUGUGUAUGCGCCCCAACAGUGAAUGAACAUAUCCUGCUAACAUUAGUUAUCAUUUAGUUUACCUUUAUUAAUGAGGAUGAAGCACAUGAUGAAGUGAAACGAUCUGUGUGCUGACAAAGUUAAAGAGAUAAAUGUACUGUACUAUUCAUUAUGGCACAAGUGUGAAUGUGAGGAUUUAUAUUUUAUGUUACUGGUGUCUCUGUUAUUGUAGGACA